Molecule: messenger RNA, 368 nt
Organism: Ambispora gerdemannii
Lineage: Eukaryota; Fungi; Glomeromycota; Glomeromycetes; Archaeosporales; Ambisporaceae
Source: the annotation of a GenBank genome assembly
GUCUUUUUACAGCUCUCCCUAACAAUGAUGCAUACAAAGCUUGUGUUAAUGGUUGUAUAACCAAAUAUUACUUUAAUCCCACUAUAACUUCAUCACCUUCUGGUAGCAAUUACUAUAAUCCCACUAUAACUUCAUCACCUUCUGAUAGCAAUCCCACUAUGACUUCAUCACCUUCUGGUAGCCCUAGCAAAACUUCCCCUUCUGGUAGUCCUAGCAAAACUUCAUCACUUUCUAAUAACAUACCCAGUGACAGUUCAAACGUCUUUUCAUCAUCGAGUAAUCAUACUUUCAAUACCUAUUCAUCGGUUGCAAUGUCGUUGAUUUGCGUGGUGGCUGGUUUGAUGAGUGUUGGUUCUAAUUGGAUUUAG